UCGAAGUUGUAUAACAUGCUCGAGAACAUGAAUACUCCGCUUUUCGCAAACUGCAGACUGCGUCUUCCUUGCAUCGCAUUCCAUGUCACGGAAGUCAAACGGAGGCCUGCUCAUGCUGCUCAUUCCAUAUAUGAAGUCAAAGCAGAUGGGCUUCAGGACUUACUGAUCACCACGGACAAGACACUAAUUCAGUUCUCGCGCGCAAGACCCACUCGGCAGACAUUCUUUCUUGUCCGUCCAUGGGAUCGUCGUCUCCUUGGGCUGCCUGAUUUUUCAGAGCAGCUCACCUUUGCAGAAGAAGGGGAGAGCGUAGGAUUGGUCCGAGUCCCGUCGUCCAGCAACUUACCUGGAGAAGAGGAGUUGUCAGUUGACUCGGAUGUUCACUCACGAUCAUUGCGUUUGAUGGUUCACCUUGGGCAGGCUUUCAGCGCACUUUUGGUAGCGCAACAACGCGUUGGAGAAUACAAGAGGGUCGCGUUGGACCAUAAUAUCAUUGCGCAGAUGAAACACCCGGCUUCGAUUGACAUUAUGAACAUCAGGACCCUAGACAUAUUGUAGCUGAAUGGUUUUUUUACAAACCUCGACGAUCACAUUAUCAUAGCCUCAUAUAUCAGACAUACCCUGC
Messenger RNA from Suillus plorans, 625 nucleotides. RefSeq lists its product as uncharacterized. The transcript is spliced from 2 exons. NCBI's taxonomy places the organism in Eukaryota, Fungi, Basidiomycota, Agaricomycetes, Boletales, Suillaceae. The record is from RefSeq and is a predicted model, not a curated record. The annotation marks the transcript as partial.